AUGGCUGCCGAAGAAGUCAAAACGGCCGCGGGCCUCAAGAAGAAGGUCUCUGACGUCCAUGUGUUCGACCAGUCCGGCGCCGUGUUUAAGGGCUUCCAAAUAUGGACGGACCUGGCGCCGGCAGUGCGCGAACAGCCCAACCUGAUGUUCGCGAAGUGCGCCGUGCAGAGCGGGUCGAGCAAAGAGGUGCUGGUGGUGCAGCAGGUGGAGCCCGCGGGCGGCGGCGAGACCUUCGAAGUCCCGCAGGCGCACGCGUGGAACGUCAACAGCGCCAUCGACCCCAUGACGUACGGCGACAUUGGGAUGCUGCCGCACACGAACAUUCCGUGCGUGCUGGACUUCCUGCGGCACCGGUACCUGCGGAACCAGAUCUACACGUGCGCGGACCCGCUGGUGGUGGCCAUCAACCCUUUCAAGGACUUGGGCAACACCACCAAGGAGUGGAUCUGCAGGUACCGCGACGCCGACGACUUCACCAAGUUGCCGCCGCACGUCUUCUACACGGCCCGCGUCGCCCUCGACAACCUCCACGGGGUCAACAAGUCCCAGACCAUCAUCGUUUCAGGGGAGUCGGGUGCGGGCAAGACGGAAGCAACGAAGCAAGUCAUGCGGUACUUCGCUGCUGCGAAGGGGGGGGCGAUGGACAUGCGCAUUCAAAACGCCAUAAUGGCUGCGAAUCCGGUGUUGGAAGCUUUUGGAAACGCAAAGACAAUUCGCAACAACAACUCCUCGCGCUUCGGGCGCUUCAUGCAGCUGGACGUCGCGAAGGAGGGUGGCAUUCGCUACGGGAGCGUGGUGGCGUUUUUGCUGGAGAAGUCGCGGGUGUUGACGCAGGACGAGCAAGAAAGGUCUUACCACAUUUUCUACCAACUCUGCAAAGGCGCUGACAAAGCCAUGCGCGACAAGUUCCACUUGCUUUCCCUCGACCAGUACACUUACAUCAACCCCAAGUGCUUCGACGUGCCCGGAAUCGACGACAUUGCAGACUACAACGACGUCUGCGCCGCGUUCAAGUCCAUGGCCAUGAGCGAGGAGCAGGUCGAGGCUGUCUGGAGCAUUGUGUCGGGAGUGCUGCUGCUGGGAAACGUGAAAGUCACAGCUUCCAAGCAGGGCGGCAUCGACGAUGCUGCUGCGAUUGAAGGCGACAACUUGACACUCUUCAACCAGGCCUGCCAGCUGCUGCACAUCGACGCAGAGGCAGUGCUGCGCGAGCUCACGCUCAAAGUCACCUACGCAGGGGGCCAAAAGGUGGAAAGCCGCUGGAAACAAGAAGACGGAGACAUGCUCAAGUCUUCUCUGGCCAAAGCCAUGUACGACAAGCUGUUCUUGUGGAUCAUCCGCGAGCUCAACAAGUCCAUCGAGCCCCCCGAGGGCUUCCGCAACUUUUUGGGAAUGCUCGACAUCUUCGGCUUCGAAGUCUUCAAAAACAACUCCCUCGAGCAGUUCUUCAUCAACGUCACCAACGAAAUGCUCCAAAAGAACUUCGUCGACAUCGUCUUCACCCGCGAGGCCAAACUGUACAAGGAGGAGGGGGUUUCCACGGCCGAACUCGUCUACACCUCCAACGCCGACGUCAUCUCACUUCUCACCGACAAAAAAAGCUCCAUUUUGUCCACUCUUGAGGACCAGUGCUUGGCUCCAGGCGGCGGCGACGAGAAGUUCGUGGCGGCUUGCAAGUCCGCGUUCAAGAACUCCCCCAAAUUCAAACCCGCCAAGGUUUCGCCCAACAUCAACUUCCUCGUCUGCCACACCAUCGGCGACAUUCAGUACAACGCAGAGGGCUUUCUUUUCAAGAAUAAAGACGUCCUCAGAGCGGAGAUCAUGGAGGUCGUCCAGGCCUCCCCCAACCCCGUCGUCCGGGACUUGUUCGCGGGAAUUGUCAUGGAAAAGGGAAAGAUCGCCAAGGGCCAGCUCAUUGGCUCGCAGUUCUUGAGGCAACUCGAGGCUCUCAUGGACCUUAUCAACAGCACAGAGCCACAUUUCGUGCGCUGUGUGAAGCCCAAUGACACCAAGAAGCCACUGGAUUGGGUGCAGUCUAAAGUGCUCAUUCAACUUCAUGCGCUUUCAGUGCUGGAGGCGCUGCAACUCAGACAAGUUGGCUUCUCUUACAGACGCCCCUUCAAAGAUUUCCUGUACCAGUUCAAGUUCAUUGAUUUGGGCAUUUGUGAAAACCCCAACUUGUCGCCCAAGGAGGCCUGCGAGGCUCUUCUUGAGAAGGCUAAAGUCAGCAAGAGUGGGUGCCAGGUGGGGAAGACCAUGAUAUUCCUGAAGCAGGACGCAGCGAAACAGCUGACGCUGCUGCAGCGGCAGUGCCUUGCUGCGUGGACUCCGGUAGUUAACGUUCUUGAGGCUUGCUAUUUGAAGCUGAGGCUGAAGAAAGCUAUUCAGAAGAAGCAGCACUACAUCAUCCGCACUCAAGCACACAUCAGGAGACACAUUGUUGACCACAAUGUCAGUCCGCCGGCGAUUACGAAACUGUUCUAA
This is a messenger RNA of Eimeria tenella, 2484 nucleotides long. Its product is annotated as myosin A, putative. Gene Ontology annotation, molecular function: actin filament binding; ATP binding; microfilament motor activity. The record is from RefSeq and is a predicted model, not a curated record. The transcript is spliced from 7 exons. NCBI's taxonomy places the organism in Eukaryota, Apicomplexa, Conoidasida, Eucoccidiorida, Eimeriidae. Bases 1 to 2484 code for a protein of 827 amino acids. Gene Ontology annotation, cellular component: actin cytoskeleton; vesicle; cytoplasm. Gene Ontology annotation, biological process: vesicle transport along actin filament; actin filament organization.